Molecule: messenger RNA, 855 nt
Organism: Rhododendron vialii
Lineage: Eukaryota; Viridiplantae; Streptophyta; Magnoliopsida; Ericales; Ericaceae
Exons: 1
Coding region: 1-855 (284 amino acids)
Source: RefSeq, a predicted model, not a curated record
AUGACAUUCCAGACGGAAUCAAGACAGCAAAUUGGGGCCCUUACAACCCAAAUGUCACAACUCACUACGGUUGUCAGUCAACUGCAGCAGGAGAAGGGUAAGUUUCCAGCCCAGGGUAGUGCAGCGAGUGCGCAUUACUUAGGAAAUUCUUCAGGUCCUAAUGGUCAAAACCCGAACCAGGAGGAGGCUAAGUCAGUCACCAUUCUCAGGAGCGGGAAGGAGAUCGAUAAGUCCAUCCCGCUAAUGCAGAAACCAGCUUCACCCUCGAAGCCGGUUGAUGCACCAAGAGCAACCCCUGAUAUAGUUGAUGUCCCUAGGAAGGAGGUAAAGGAAGAUGAGGAGUCACCUGAGGUGGUGGUGCCUGCAGUUGCAGCCCCCACGACUCCAACGCCACCGGCUGUGCCAGUAGCUCCAUUUCCCCAAAGGCUGGCGGUGAAACCUAAGCAGAAUAUGAACCUCAAGAUGUCAGAACUUUUCAAGAGGGUGCAAUUCCCUAUCACUUUGAUGGAGGCAAUUAAGUCCUUUCCCCAGUGCGCGAAGGUAUUGAAAGACCUUUGCACGAAAAAGCACAAGAGUCAGAACAAUGUGGUUCUGACCGAGCAUGUGAGCUCCAUUCUUCAGACUGAGAUUCCUGCCAAGUGCAAGGAUCUCGGGUGUCCCACCAUUACCAUAGAUAUCGUAGGCCAGGCGUUCGAUAAGGCAUUGCUGGAUUUAGGAGCGAGUGUUAACUUGCUCCCCUAUUCAGUAUACCUGAGGCUAGGCCUAGGCGAUCUGAGAGCUACUCCUGUCACGCUGCAGUUGGCGGACCGAAGUGUGAGAGUACCCAAGGGUGUAGUGGAGGAUGUGAUGAUUUAG